Messenger RNA from Trichoderma citrinoviride, 1688 nucleotides. RefSeq lists its product as hypothetical. The record is from RefSeq and is a predicted model, not a curated record. Gene Ontology annotation, molecular function: triacylglycerol lipase activity. Lineage: Eukaryota; Fungi; Ascomycota; Sordariomycetes; Hypocreales; Hypocreaceae. The transcript has 2 exons. The annotation marks the transcript as partial.
AGGGGGACGGAGGAGAUACGACGCCAAAGGCAGCGACAUCACCCAAGUCCGGCUCGCCUCCACGCACCCUGCGGAAGCCCAUCAUACAGCUGGAUUCUGUCCCCUCACCCAAGAGCGAAACCAGACGAUAUGCGCCUCCGUCUCCGUGGAAGUCUCAGCAGCACAGCAAGGACACAAGACCCCUGAGCGAUGCUCGCGGGAUUCUACAUGCCGCAUUUGAGCCCACGCGCCAGCGGUCGAGGUCAGCCGGCCAGGAAGCCUUGAAGAAGCUUCAGCAAGCAUUUCCAUCACUCAGCGCGCCCUCCAACUUUCUCCCCUCGCUCUCCAGGCCAAGAUCGUUUCUCUCGAGCUUGACCGACGGCAAACACCAGCGCAGUCGCUCACUCGCCUCUCGACGUCGAGGCCAUGCUUCUGUUUCUCAGUCUCCCACCAAUUCCCCUCCUCCACCUCGCAGCUCGGCCGAUGCCGAUGCCGAUGCCGGUGCCGGCUCUGAAGCGCUGCGGCCGCCGCUGCUGCGCAGGACAACGUCCGACGACAGCAUGCUCUACCACAGCCUGUCGCGCGCGUCUUCGCUAGGCGACGAUAACCGCUUCACCGACGUCCGCGAGCAGGUCAACGUGCGCUUCAUGGCUAUCAAGGACAGCCUGCCUGACGUGCCCAACUUCAAGAUGCCCAGCAUGCCGACGCUGGCCAAGCUGCAGGCCGUGUCGCGGCGGUCCACCAUUUCGCUCAACAACAUCUUUUCCAACGAGCCGGCGGCGCAGUCCAAGCAGCAGCUGGAGCAGGACAGGGACCUCAAGGACAAGGACAAGGACAAGGACAAGGACAAGGACAAGGACAAGGACGAUUCGGAGCGCCUCGACCGCGUGCUGGCAGAGCUGACGGGCGACAUUGUCGUCAUGGGCGGCUACCGCGGCUCGAUCCUGCGGUCGGCCGAGCCUCCCCAUCAGCAGCUGUGGGCGCCGGUCAAGCUGGGGCUCAACAUGCGCAAGGCGAACCUCGAGGUCGGCCUGGACGACGAGGACGAGGAGACGAUGGAGAAGCGCAUCAUCCCGUCGGGCAUGCUGCAGCACAUUGGCCCCAUUGACAUCUCGCGCAAGUUCUUCAAGAAGCUGCGCUCGUGCGAGAACGCGCGGACGGGGCGCCUCCGCGUCUGGGACUACGGCUACGACUGGCGCCUGAGCCCGGCACGGCUGUCGAAGCGGCUGCAGGACUUUCUCGCGACGCUGCCGUCGAACCAGCCGGGCGUCCCUGCCGAGGAGCGCGGCGCCAUCGUCGUCGCGCACAGCCUAGGCGGGCUCAUCACGCGGCACGCCGUCAACCAGCAGCCGCACCUCUUCGCCGGCGUCUUGUUCUGUGGGACGCCCAUGCGGUGCAUCAAUAUCCUCGGCCCGCUGCGCAACGGCGACGCGGUGCUCUUCAACGACAAGCUGCUGACGGCGCAGGUCAACUUCAGCAUCCGCACCUCCUUUACGCUGCUGCCCGACGACGGCUUCUGCUUCGUCGACCGCGAGACGGGCGAGCCGUACCCCGUCGACUUUUACGACCCGGACAGCUGGGUCAAGUGGCGUCUCAGCCCUUGUCUUGCGCCUGUGCUGCCGCCGUACAACCGCUCUGCCGGGCAUUCUCCCCUGGCCAACCUGUUCCCCAAGAACUCCCUAACAAGGCGUCUGGGCAGCCUCAGAUGA